Molecule: messenger RNA, 4802 nt
Organism: Seriola dumerili (greater amberjack)
Lineage: Eukaryota; Metazoa; Chordata; Actinopteri; Carangiformes; Carangidae
Product: solute carrier family 45 member 4-like
Exons: 13
Coding region: 843-3269 (808 amino acids)
Biological process (GO): transmembrane transport
Cellular component (GO): membrane
Molecular function (GO): sucrose:proton symporter activity
Source: RefSeq, a predicted model, not a curated record
GAUAGUCACUCAGUUAGCUGGUAAAGGUUAGCCAGAUUGCUAACUCAAAUCGAGUUAUGCAUCAGCGUUAUCGCAAAUGUUUAAAAAGCGGAAGUGGCUCUAUUUCAUCUUGAAGGGAGUAAUAUCUCAGGUUGCUGUGUGACUCAGUGGGUUUUCACAUGCUUUGACCCUGACUUGCCCUGAAGUACACUUUGAUGCACGUGCACAGACCUCUGCUGACCCACACUCUAAUCUUCAAAUCAAUCCAAAUACUGCAUGCACACCACUUCCAACACACACUGACUGGCAGCAGCAAACGCAGUUGCAGACCUACUCUGCCUCUUACCACAAACUGAGCUACUGGAAACCAUAAUACACAUAUUGCUACCCCUCUCCUCCCACCUCUUCUGCUCCUCCCCUCUGCAUACCUCUGGAGCUGUGCUCUGCUCUUCCUGAAUUUUGAAUUUGUGCAAGCCACAGUGAGGAACACUUCUACUCUCCCGCUGAGUUACUAAGCCGUGCACACUGGUCACUGGUCAAAAGAUGGCCACAGGAUAAAACAUAUUUUUACCACAUCAAUUUUUUGGACACAUUAAUCUCAUUUUAAUGAUGAUUCCUGCCUCCUCCUCAAUCAUUUUCAGUUCUUUGGUUUCAAACGCAGAACAUGCUGACCAGCAGAAAUGCUCGCUGAUUACUCUUUCUGGAUAUCUUGGGCUCCUCUUAAACAGCGAGUGAUCAAGAUGAAAACCAUGGACAUUAGAUGUUCUUUUAGCAUAUUAUAACAUAGUAGAGCGUGCUAACAUAUAAAGGAAAAUAGCAAUAAGUGGUAUACACUAAUAUAUAGCGACCAUCAAGCAAAAUAAAUGGUUCCUCUGAAGUCAAACCAUGCUGAAAAGGGCGAAGAAGCAGAGGAGAGGGAGACUUCUGGCCUUCCGGAGAGGAGAAAACCUAAGGAAGAAGUUGAAGAGAAUGAGAGUGAGAGUGAGAAGGAGGUGGAGGAGGAGGGCAGAGGCAAGCAGAUCCCUCUGCAUCGAUGGGUAAUGCACGGGGCAGUGAUGUUUGGACGUGAGUUCUGCUACGCCAUGGAAACAGCUUUGGUGACGCCAGUGCUGCUGCAGAUAGGCCUUCCUGAGCAAUAUAACAGUUUAACCUGGUUCCUCAGUCCCAUCCUUGGUCUCAUCUUCACCCCUGUGAUCGGCUCAGCCAGUGACCGAUGUACUCUGCGAUGGGGCCGGAGAAGACCAUUCAUCCUGGCCCUGUGUGUUGGUGUGCUGCUGGGAGUGGCACUGUUUUUAAAUGGAUCAUUAAUAGGCCUCUCCAUUGGUGAUAGCCUAGGCAGCCAGCCAAUCGGCAUUGUCCUUACUGUAUUAGGUGUGGUGGUGUUGGACUUCUGUGCUGAUGCCUCUGAGGGACCAAUCAGAGCUUACCUUCUGGAUGUUGCUGACACUGAGGAGCAAGAUAUGGCCCUGAAUAUUCAUGCCUUCUCUGCUGGGCUCGGUGGAGCAGUGGGCUACAUGUUAGGUGGUCUAGACUGGACUGGCACAGCUCUGGGGCAAGCAUUUAAAUCACAGGAACAGGUCCUCUUCCUGUUUGCAGGCAUCAUCUUCAUUAUAUCUGUAACACUGCACAUGUUCAGUAUCCCUGAGCGACCUUUCACUCCAUCCUACCAGCUUAAAGCCAUAGGAAGUGGGGAGUCUACCAGCCAGUUGUAUUUCAAGCCCGUUGGCCACGUGCCACCUUCACUUGAUGUGAUUGCAGAGGAGGAUGCUUCUGCUCAAGCCCCUUUCAGAGAGGAUGACGAAUCAGAUCCUGAGGAAGGGGAGAUUGAUUUUCUUGCGGUGGAGCGAGUGCGGAGUAAGAGUGACUCAGUCUUAGCCAUGCCAGAUGCUACAAUUGAGUUGGAUUCCGACCUCGACCCAGAUGCGCAACUUUUCCUGCCAGAAGUGCAUCACUUUCUACCAGAGACGCAGGGAGAGUUAGAAGAUGCUUUCAAGCCAUCAGAUCACAAUAUUUGCUCCUCAUCUCCACAUGCCCUUACUGAUGUGAUGGUCUUAGAACCUUCUGGCUCAGAGGACUUGCACCGUAGACAGCAGGUCAAGGCUGCCAAUGGUCUCAAUGCCUGUUCGUCCUCUUCUGAUCACUCCAAUGCAAUAAAAAGCCAUGCUUCCACCAAGCCUGGGAACCGCCCCUCCAACUCCUCUGUUUCAUCACAGCCACACAGACACACCUUCUACAGACAACCUUCUUUUACUUUCUCGUACUACGGACGAGUAGGAUCGCAGCGCUAUCGACUGCGACGGGCAACACCAUCGAGCCCUCAGCGAAUCACCACCUCUCGCAGUCUGAAUGAUCUGAGUGACCUCCAGCAGUGCACAGACAGGCGAGAGAUACAUCUGUCAGCUAGCAGUCUGUCAUCUGAGGGCUCAAGCAGUGAGGGAAGAGCAGACAAGGGUACAACUGUUCGACUGCUGUGGUUGUCCAUGUUUAAGAUGCCGAGGCAAUUGUGGAGAUUGUGCAUAUGUCACCUCCUCACGUGGUUCUCCAUUAUAGCUGAAGCUGUGUUUUACACUGAUUUCAUGGGGCAAGUCAUUUUCAAAGGAAAUCCCAAGGCACCAGCCAAUUCCACAAAGCUACAGAAUUAUCACAAAGGAGUACAGAUGGGCUGUUGGGGACUGGUGGUCUACGCUGCUACUGCUGCUGUUUGCUCUGCCAUCCUUCAGAAGUACCUGGAUAAUUUUGAUCUGAGCAUUAAGGUCGUCUACAUCGUUGGAACUCUGGGAUUCUCAAUAGGAACUGCAGUCAUGGCGAUCUUCCCUAAUGUUUAUGUUGCCAUGGUGAUGAUCAGUAGCAUGGGAAUCAUCUCCCUGAGUAUCUCCUAUUGUCCCUAUGCAUUACUCGGGCAGUACCAUGAAAUCAAAGAGUACAUUCACCACAGUCCAGCAAACACUCGGAGAGGUUUUGGUAUUGACUGUGCCAUCUUAUCCUGCCAGGUCUAUAUCAGCCAGAUUUUGGUUGCGUCCACCCUGGGAGCUGUGAUAGAGGCAGUUGGCAGCGUGCGGGUCAUUCCUGUAGUGGCCUGUGGAGGCUCCUUCCUUGGCUUCCUUACUGCCUGUUUCCUCGUCAUUUAUCCUGACAUGGAGCCCAGCAGCUCAGAGCAGGACCAGGGCUUGGUGGAUACGUCUGGAGAUUCAGACCAGAAUAAUGAAAGAACCAGUGACCAGAGACUGGCUCUGCUGAGCAUCACAGACGGAGACAGUUUAAAGAUGACAGAGAAUCACUCUGUUGCAUAAGCAUGAAGACGGAGCAUAGUUAAGGUUUAUCCUCACCAAGUACAAGCCAUAGCAUGCGAGGAUUAUACCAAAUGCGUCUAAUUUACAUAUUUGACAGUCUGUGCUUUUCUAAAGGAGGAAAGAUAUCAAAAGAGGGGAAACAUGACAGAAAGUUGAUGACCCAUUUACAGAAAUAUGGGAAGGAUGGAUUUGGCUAGAUAUCUUCUUGGAGUAGAGGACUGAAUUAGCUCAGUUUUAGGCUGCUCUGCUUGUCCUGUUGCUACCUCAACCCUAAUACAGGGUUUCUGCGGGUCCAUAAAAAGUCUAAAAUCCAAUAAGUCUUAAGUCUUAAAUUUAACUUGUUGAAAUCUGCAGAAACCCUGUAAUAAAUACAUAUAAAUGUUUGGAUGGAUAGAUGUAAGCCAUUAAAACACAGAGCCACGUAACAGUGAUUUGGUCAGACUGUUGAAACCCACUUAGCUCAGACUACUGAGGCAAACACAAGCCUUUAUUGCGAAAACAUAAAUGGGAAGCACACGAGGCACUUUCUAUCUCACUUCUGAACAGCACUGUCACACUGAUGCUCCAGAAUGUUUGACCUUUGACUUCACGGAAGCUGCUCUAUAAUUGCUAUUCGGACAAUUGUGAUGCUGUAAAGGUGUUACUUUGUGUAGCUCUGCAUUACAUGUAGACUGAAUACAGAUGUGUAUAUUAGUUCCAGUCUGUUCUGGGAAUACCUUGAAAUAACAUUGUUAUUUUAUGUCACAAAGUUUCCAAACUACGCGUAUAAUCUUAUACAUUUGUUGUAGACAUACACAAAACAGUUUGUUUAAUUUCAUACACUUUUUUAUUCACAUUUAUGGUGUUGGAACCUGAUAACAUAACAAGCUAGUCUGCAGUUCAAAGUGCUCUUUUAUGAUUUUUUUUAAUGAUCGCCUAUACAGAUGCAGCAAAAUAUUCUGCUAUAUUCUCCUUUCAUGCCAUGAUAGACAGGCAACAUGCUGUCAUAAUGUAGUUAAGAUACUAAGCCUGCACUGUAGUUGAUAGAUGACAGAUUUUUCACUGCCAUUACCGUGAACCUACACUGUAAAUGGUAGGUUCUCAUGGCCUCUCAUAUUUGACCUCAAGGGGUUUUGGGUUUCAGUGUGAUUAUAUUUCAGGGUGUCAUUCAUUUUGCUUGAAUUCAUUUUAAAGAUGUUUCGAAAUAUACAUUCCAAAUAGUUGAAAUGUUGAAAUGGGAAAAUAGUUAAUGAUGAGCUUAUGUUUAUCAUAGCAUAUUUGUCAUAUACAGUCUUUGAAAAAUAAUUGGAUAGAAAUACUUAUUUAGCCUUGUAAAAGGGAUUGGCCUUUCUGUUUGUACUUUGUAUUGGAGGCCUUGCUUUACAUAUUAGGUUACUGUGCCUUUCUGAUCAUAUGACAGCUGUAAAACUCUGCCUUGCUGUACAUAAAGGAUAUAUAACAAGAUAGAUAGCACCCACACUGCCGUGUGUGAGUUAAUCUCAGAAUUACAGACCCUUUCCAAAAAAUUAGAAUAUCAUGGAAAAGUUGUUUAAU